This is a messenger RNA of Pneumocystis carinii B80, 1141 nucleotides long. RefSeq lists its product as hypothetical. The record is from RefSeq and is a predicted model, not a curated record. Gene Ontology annotation, cellular component: plasma membrane. NCBI's taxonomy places the organism in Eukaryota, Fungi, Ascomycota, Pneumocystomycetes, Pneumocystales, Pneumocystaceae. Gene Ontology annotation, biological process: zinc ion transmembrane transport. The transcript has 4 exons. The coding region runs from base 46 to 1095 and encodes 349 amino acids. Gene Ontology annotation, molecular function: zinc ion transmembrane transporter activity.
ACGUAAAUAUAUAUAUAUAUUGUUUAUUAAAUUAUUAAACAGAAAAUGAAAGACAGGUUUAUUCUAUAUCAUGGAGCCCAUGGACAUUCUCAUGGUGGCGACGCUUCACAUGCUUGCGAAUUUCAAGAAAUUAACGAAGCAAGUUCAGUUCUUAGAAUAUCAUCGGUUUUUGUAGUUUUAUUUUUUUCAUGUGUUGGCGUUUUUUUCCCGUUAUUUUCAUAUAAGAUAAAACCUUUUAAAAUAUCGGGGUUGUUAUAUUUAUUUGUAAAGCAUUUUGGUGCCGGUGUUAUUAUUGGAACAACACUUAUUCACUUACUCGAACCUGCUAUUGAAAAUUUAAGAUUUUCUCCAUGUCUCGUUGGAAUAUGGAGAGAAUAUGAUUUUUCUGGACUACUAAUUAUGGCUGGAAUACUUAUUAUAUUUUUAUUGAAAUUAUUUUCUUUAAGAUAUAUUAAUCCGAAAUUUUUUGAAAAACAUCCAUCUUCUACAUCAACAUUUCCUACGCAUGCUCCUGAUAAUGAUAAGGAUCUUGCGGAUGUUCAAAACGAUUCAUCAAAUAAUAUAAAAGAUGGUUUUCAAAAACAAACUCUGGAUAAAACUACUAUGAGGGAAAAUCUAAUAACAUUAUUUAUGCUCGAACUUGGAAUUAUUUUCCACUCUGUUAUUAUUGGUCUUACUGUAGCAGCUACGGGGAAAGAAAGAUUUGUAACUCUUUAUAUUGCGUUGAUUUUCCAUCAAAUCUUUGAGGGUCUUAGUCUUGGUGCUCGAAUAUUUGAUGCCGUUCACUAUAAUAAUAUGGUAAUUAGUUUUCUUUUUGCAAUUAUUUAUGCUAUAUCAACACCCGUUGCUAUUGCCAUUGGUCUUUUAAUUAAAGGUGCGAAUAAUCUGCAGUCAUCUACUGCCGUAGUUGUUUCUGGAAUUCUCAAUUCUCUUUCUUCAGGAAUAUUAUUAUAUUCAGGAAUAGCAGAUCUUCUUGCAAAUGAUUUUAUUAUUAAAACAGACCUUCGAAAUGGAAAAUUAGGAAAAUUGCUUUAUUCACUUUUUUGUGUUUUAUUAGGUUUCGCCGCUAUGGCUAUUACAGGAAGAUGGGUUUAAAAUCAAACCGUAUAAAUACGUCUUCUCUAUCUAGAUUAAAUUUAAA